This is a messenger RNA of Podarcis raffonei (Aeolian wall lizard), 1226 nucleotides long. RefSeq names its product embryonic pepsinogen-like. Gene Ontology annotation, biological process: proteolysis. The coding region runs from base 1 to 1152 and encodes 383 amino acids. The record is from RefSeq and is a predicted model, not a curated record. NCBI's taxonomy places the organism in Eukaryota, Metazoa, Chordata, Lepidosauria, Squamata, Lacertidae. The transcript has 9 exons. Gene Ontology annotation, molecular function: aspartic-type endopeptidase activity.
AUGAAGUGCCUUACAGUUCUCUUCACCAUUAUUACUCUCUCCGAAUGUCUCUUUAAGAUUUCUUUGGAGAGGAGGAAGAGUCUAAGAAAGAUUCUCAGGGAGGAAAACUUGUUGGAAAAUUUUCUUUUGAAACACUGUUAUGGCUUCUUUUGUCAAUACCUCCCUUUUGCAAAAAAUGGCCAUGUGUCUAAGGAACCGCUUCUGGAUUUCUUGGAUCUCGAAUACUAUGGAACAAUCUACAUUGGAACCCCACCACAGAAGUUCUCUGUUGUUUUUGACACUGGGUCAUCCGAUCUCUGGGUACCAUCUGUCAAGUGCAGUAGUGAGGCAUGCCUAAAACAUCGGAGGUUUGACUCAUCUAAGUCUUCUACCUUCCGCAGAACAGGAAAACACUUCCACAUUGUGUAUGGGACUGGAAGCAUGAAAGGAAUCUUGGUAUUUGAUACAGUUAAGGUAUCCAGUCUUUCCAUUUCUCAUCAGGGAUUUGGCUUGAGUACCACUGAGCCAGGUAAAGCCUUUGUCAACAUGACAUUUGAUGGGAUCCUGGGCUUAGCCUACCCCUCCGUUUCUGAAGAAAAAGCAACUCCAUUCUUUGAUAGCCUGAUGAAGGAAGGCUUGCUUGAGAAACACCAAUUUUCUGUUUAUCUCAGCAGAAAGAAAAGAGGAAGUGAGUUCAUUUUUGGUGGAAUUGAUCAGUCUCACUAUACUGGUCGUAUUAAUUGGAUACCUGUUAAUUAUCAGUCGGGUUUUUGGCAGAUUGCACUGGAUAGCAUUUUAGUGAAUGGUACAGAGAUUGCCUGCAAAGGUGGAUGCCACGGAAUCGUUGAUACAGGGACAUCCCUCUUGCUUGGCCCAAGAUAUGAUAUGAUUAAAAUCGAAAAAGCCAUUGGAGCCACUCCAACGCACUUUGGCAUGAGUGAAAUCAACUGCAGUAAACUCUCCAAUAUGCCAGACGUUGUUUUUGUAAUCAAUGGAAUCCACUAUCCUUUGCCUCCAUCAGCCUACACUCUAAAGGAGAAACAAGUCGGCUGCUUUAGUGGUUUCGGAUACUCAUCUGAUGGCAGUUGGAACCUAGGAGAUGUGUUCAUCAGAGAAUACUACAGUAUCUUUGACCGGGAGAACAACCAAGUUGGACUGGCAAAGGCAGUCUAAAAUAAUUGUGCCUUUUAACAACUGCAAGUGCUGUAAUCAUUCAUCUAAUUGACUUACGCAGAUAGCAUUUUAAC